CCACCAGACAGACGGGCGACAGCCCGAGAGGGCUGACAUCCCGAACCCCAACCGAGUCAUUCUUCCGGAGCCACCGCUUGCCGCCUCAGGUUCCUCUGGCUCCAUAGCCUGAGCUUUCUUUCGGUUUUGACAGUCUUGGCUGUCCCCACGACUGGCCUGGCCCUGAGUCUGGAAACGGCUGAAGGAGCUCCGCCUUCGGGGGUUCCUCGACGUGGGAGCUGGGUGCUGCGCAGGCUCCCGGUACCGACCGGGCGAUCGGUUCGGGGCGGCGCGCGGGGAGCAGCGGCACCUCUACCGCGCGCCCUCCUCCCGCCUUAGCUUGGCACCGACGGCAGCACCUCCGCAGAACCUCGGGCAGCCGGGAAAUCAGCUGGAUGUCGGCUAAGUGGCCUGGCCGCAACGAGCUCCGCUAAGCCCGGAGAUGAGGCAGGGCUUCGGACUCCUGCCCAUAGCGCCCUUUCUCUACUUGCUGGCUCUGCUGACCCCGCCAGGUGAUGGUAACCAGGGGAGUGUCACUGGAAGUUGUUACUGUAUAAAAAAUAUUCCUCUUGGCACACCGGUACCGACUACUAGCUUGAAUUAUAUCCGACCACGCCUGCAAACAUACGAUCACUGUACAAUGCGCAUCAGGUUCUGGUUAACGACGUCCAUCACUGUGUGUGGGGACAGCCGAGAACAGUGGGUCCUUGAUUUGGUAAAAUGCCUUGACAGCAAAGAGUGUGGAAAUAGCCAUGGGAAGAGGCUGCACCACCAGCAGCAUCUGCCUCACGCUAGCACCCGGAUCCCCGUGGCCACCGAGGGGACACCUCCAGCCACAAGCUCCCCUCCACGGAUGCAGAGUACCCAGCAGUCCACUUUCCCAUCUGGAGCACUGUCUUUGAACAAACGGCUCACCCACCACAGUGAGACCACCGCUCUCACAUCAGGCUAUGAAAGCACUGCUCUCACAUCAGGCUAUGACCCAGAAGCUAGACCCGCGGCUGAGGCAAAGAAAAACCAGCAAGAGGACAAACAGCAAGAAGAAAAACCGGGAGCUUCAGCUGGCAAAGCAGCCUUGGUGCCAGUGCUGUCCCUCCUGGCCAUUGUUUUCCUCCUCACGGCAGCCAUGGCCUAUAUGCUGUGCAGCAGGAGGAGAGACAGGCAGCAGACAGAUCUGCAGCUCAAUUACACACGCGUGAACUCUGGUGUCUGAAGCAGGAUAGGGGCUCUUGAGAGAAGACGCGGGAGAGAGAUGGCAGGCUGGGCUCCGUCAGUGAACUGGAUCUUCGCUCAUUCUUUCACGUCAUAAGCCAGAGCAGCUGAGCUGCUGAUUCUCUGCCUCUCCCUCCUAGGCUCUGGGCUUGCAGACAUACACCACAUCUGCUCUAAUUUACUGCUGUACAUAACGCAUUUAGAACUUUGUUUUGCUUAGGCAGGAUCUUACUUAGUCCAAGUCGGCCUCAAAUUCCCUAUGUGUCUGAGGAUGACUAUUGAGUCUCCUGCCUCCACUUCCAUAGUGCUGGAUUGCAUACUUGCUAAACUUUUUUUUUUUUUUUGAGACAGUAUUUCACUAUUUUGCCCUGGCUGUCCUAGAACUCAGAAGGAUCUGCCUGCCUCUGCAGUGUUGGGAU
Molecule: messenger RNA, 1610 nt
Organism: Myodes glareolus (Bank vole)
Lineage: Eukaryota; Metazoa; Chordata; Mammalia; Rodentia; Cricetidae
Gene: Cxcl16
Product: C-X-C motif chemokine ligand 16
Biological process (GO): positive regulation of cell migration; T cell chemotaxis; positive regulation of cell growth
Molecular function (GO): scavenger receptor activity; chemokine activity; low-density lipoprotein particle receptor activity
Source: RefSeq, a predicted model, not a curated record